GUAAAACAUAACCUCAAUUAUUAAUGUUGUUGCUCGUUUGUAUAAAUUUUAAAUUACUUCUUCAUGAUGAGCGAAGAGGAAACUUUAACCGAUGACCAACCAACUAGUAGCAAAUCUGUAAAAAAACCUCCCAAAAGAGGUAUCAUAUAUCUAUCUACAAUACCGCCAUAUAUGAAUGUUUUGAAAAUUCGUGAAAAGUUUAGCGAAUACGGUACUGUUGGUAGAAUUUACUUGCAGCUCGCUGAUAAAGAUGUACCUGAGAAAGGAAAAACCAAGAAGAAACGAAAAGUAGCCAAAAAAUUUACGGAAGGUUGGGUCGAGUUCGAGCGAAAAUCAGUAGCCAAGAAAGUAGCAAUGUUCCUAAAUAAUUCGCAAGUUAGCAAUAGGAAGAAAUCUAAACAAUACGACCAUAUGUGGAACAUAAAAUAUUUAUCGAAUUUCAAAUGGACGCAUUUGAAUGAGCGGUUGGCUUAUGAAAAAGCAGCUAGAAGACAAAAGCUGAGAGCAGAAAUUCAAUUAGCCAAGAAGAAGAGCAAUUUCUUCACAGCCAACAUAGAGAAAUCGAAGAAAAAGAAAACUGUCGUUAAUAAAGAAUAUGAAAAUAUUGAAGAUAAAGAAGACAAACAAAUGGAAGUUGAAAGUACAGAUGAACAGGACGACCGAAAAGAAUUUUUACAAUCACUUUUUGUUUAAAAUGCACACCGUUAUAAGAUAUUAGAG
Molecule: messenger RNA, 720 nt
Organism: Phyllotreta striolata
Lineage: Eukaryota; Metazoa; Arthropoda; Insecta; Coleoptera; Chrysomelidae
Source: the annotation of a GenBank genome assembly